Molecule: messenger RNA, 1759 nt
Organism: Neltuma alba
Lineage: Eukaryota; Viridiplantae; Streptophyta; Magnoliopsida; Fabales; Fabaceae
Product: putative ribosomal large subunit pseudouridine synthase SVR1, chloroplastic
Exons: 10
Coding region: 14-1231 (405 amino acids)
Biological process (GO): maturation of LSU-rRNA from tetracistronic rRNA transcript (SSU-rRNA, LSU-rRNA, 4.5S-rRNA, 5S-rRNA); pseudouridine synthesis; plastid translation
Cellular component (GO): chloroplast
Molecular function (GO): RNA binding; pseudouridine synthase activity
Source: RefSeq, a predicted model, not a curated record
UCCUCAACUGAGAAUGGCUUCUUCGACAGUGGCAACAUCAAUGGCUGCACUGUCGUCCCUCUCUUUUCGCUACCUCGCCAAACCAUUCCUCACGAACACUUCAUCUUCUCGCACGCUUCAUCGUCUCACUUGCUCCUUAUCUACUACCUCUUCUUCUUCUGCGUCUUCCUUAGAAUUCAACAUCUCAUUUGCGCCCCCUAAACCCAAGCCCAAGCUUGAACCCAAGCCCGCUGAGGCAGAACCAAUUCCUGACGACGAUGAUGCUCCCGGAGGCGCCGGGCAGCUCUUUAUUCCCUGGAUUGUUCGUGGCGAGGAUGGAAACCUCAAGCUCCAAGCCCAUCCUCCGGCGAGUCUUCUUCAGGCUGUGGCCAAUUCCGAAACUGGUACUAAGAAGAAGAAGCUAAAAGCUGAAAAGAGUACUGCGGAGCCGAAGCAUUCCAAAGCAGCCCGAAGGUUCUACAAUGAGAAUUUCAGAGACUCGGGAAUGCGGCUAAGUAAGGUUCUUGCCGCUGCCGGAGUUGCAUCCCGAAGGAAUAGUGAGGAGCUUAUAUUUGAAGGCAAGGUUACUGUUAAUGGCUCUGUGUGUAAUACUCCUCAGACUAGAGUUGAUCCUGCAAAGGAUGUUAUCUAUGUAAAUGGGAACCGUCUCCCUAAAAAGCAGCCCCCAAAGGUGUAUUUUGCCUUGAACAAGCCAAAAGGGUACAUAUGCUCAUCUGGGGAGAAGGAGUCUAAAUCUGUAAUAGGUCUAUUUGAUGAUUAUUUGAAGAAUUGGAGUAAAAGAAGUCCGGGAGUACCUAAACCUCGGCUCUUCACUGUAGGGCGCCUUGAUGUUGCUACUACUGGAUUAAUUAUUGUGACUAAUGAUGGUGAUUUUGCUCAGAGACUGUCACACCCAUCAUCUAAUCUAUCAAAGGAAUACAUUGCCACAAUUGAUGGUGCAGUACGUAAGCGGCAUCUAAUAGCCAUAAGCGAGGGAACAACCAUUGAGGGCCUUCAUUGUGUACCUGAUUUUGUGGAGUUGCUUCCACACCAGCCAGAUGCACCUAGAGCUCGUCUUCGCAUUGUGGUUCAUGACGGGAGGAAACAUGAAGUUCGUGAACUUGUGAAGAGUGCUGGGCUUGAGAUUCAUUCAUUAAAGCGAGUACGCAUUGGUGGUUUUAAACUACCAUCAGAUCUCGGGAUAGGGAAGCACAUCGAACUAAAACCCACAGAUCUGAAGGCAUUGGGGUGAAGGAGUUAAAACGGCUGCUCCUUAAUUGUUAUAGCUUAAAACAUUGCUUCAACAGGUCAAUUCAGGCAAAGGCAGCUCCGAAGCUAAUAUUUCAAGAGUUUGCUGAUUAUUUAAGUUGUUGAGGUAUGAAUCCUGGUGGCUUUCUGGAAGCUGUUUUGGGAAUGGGACUGAGCAAACUGCUUCUCUGAAGUGUUUGAUAUCUCAUACCGUGAUGCUGAUGAGACGUUCUUAGCCUCUCGAAACAGGGAUAUACCAAGAGGAUUUUGGAGAGGAUUUUAGACCAAGUGAUAUGGCCUGUUUGUAAAUUUGUAUUCAUGGUGUUGAUGUUAAUUUAUUGAAGAUACCACAAAUGAUGAGCCUAGUGGUUGUAUACAUAAUGUUGAACCUAGAACUAUAAUGUUUAAUGUUGGGAACUGUAGUGAUACAGUGCAAUUCAAGAGGGACACGAAAUCAUCAUCCAUGUAUUCCAAAUUAUUCUUGUACAUGUUGGCCCUUGAAUAAAUAAAAAAACAAUUUGAUCCUAUGCAA